AUGGACACUCUUCUAACGGCAAAAGUCGUCGCAAGCUCCCCUCGUUUCCGCAGAAAGUCCAGCACCUUCGUGGACGCCAUCCAUGACUUGCCAGAGAGAGUCGAGCUUGCUCCCGCGCAGCUCUACAGCACGGAGUCUGGACGUCUCUUCCAUUCAGGACGCAUUGUAAUUAUUACAGUGGGCUUACCAGCUCGCGGGAAAACGCUGGGUGUGACAACGAGGAUUUUCCACCUUGGAGACUAUCGACGUGCCACCGUGGGGCCUGGUCAAGAUGUCCCCGAUGACUACUUUUUUGUCAAUGCGUCCGCCUCGUCUGUCCUGCUCAGGCAAAAGAUUGUCAAAAAGUGCAGAGAGGACAUCUACCAUUUUCUCAAGCACGAAAACGGCCAAAUUGCCAUAUAUGAUGCCGUGAACCCUAUCGCAGCUGGUCGUCGCUCUCUAGCUAAAGAAUUCGCUAAGCAUGACAUAGACACACUAUUCAUUGAAUCGUUGUGCGACGAUGAGCGAAUAAUCGAGGAAAACGUUCUGAGUGUCAAAAUCUCGUCUCCGGACUAUGUUGGUUGGGACCCAAAAGACGCUGUGAAGGACUACCUGGCAAGAAUCUCAGCGCGCAUACCUCAAUUUGAGACAAUGAAUGAACAGGAGCUGAAUUAUAUUAAGAUGGUCAACGCUGGUGAGAGAAUAAUGAUCAACAACCGUUCCUUCGGCUACCUGCAUCAUCGCAUAGUCUUCUAUCUUCUCAAUUUACACAACAAGUCGCGCCAUACAUAUUUUGUUCGGGCUGGAACAUCCACAGACCCCACAUCCUACAAAGCCGACGCUUCCCUUUCCGAACAAGGUGUCGACUAUGCACGGAAGAUGACAGAACGAUUGCUCCAGCAUCGCGAAUUGGAAAGGCAGAUCUUGAUUGAGCAAGGAGAUGCGGACACGGAAUUAAAGCCCCUUACGGUGUGGACAUCAACCCGCUGCCGGACCGUGGAGACGGCACAGUUUCUGCAGGAGAUGGGGUAUAAAGUGCGCCAUCGGUCACAGAUGAGCCAGUUGAACCCGGGCGUUUGCGAGAAGUUGUCUGAGCGGAAGAUCCGGGAGCUGUAUCCUGACGAGGUGAUUAAGCAUGAGAAUGAUCCGUAUCAUCACCGGUAUCCACGGGCUGAGUCCUAUCACGACCUUGCUGUGCGUCUUGAGCCGAUUAUCCUGGAACUUGAAAGGGAGAGGAAUGACCUGCUUAUCAUUGCGCAUGAGAGUGUAUUGCGUGUGCUCUAUGGGUAUUUGAUGGCUUGCAACGCUGCGGAUAUCCCGUUCCUGUCAUUCCCCCGCGAUGAGAUUAUUGAGAUUAUUCCCGCAAGCUACAACAACUCAGCCAAAAGAAUCCACAUCCCCGAUUUGCCAGAGGAGAUCAUCCCUGCGUCGCCGGAAGAUAUCAAGAUUCCCGCCCCGCCCAGUGGGGUUGUCUCGCCUAUGCCCGGUGGAUUGGAUGGUACUAUCAGCGCAGGACCGCCGAGAGGAGGCACGCCGCAAAAUGGACUGAAGACGCCACAGGAUGGUGAGAAGAUUUUGCAACAUCAUGUUGAGGAUGUUGUUUAG
This is a messenger RNA of Paracoccidioides brasiliensis Pb18, 1584 nucleotides long. Its product is annotated as bifunctional fructose-2,6-bisphosphate 2-phosphatase/6-phosphofructo-2-kinase. The record is from RefSeq and is a predicted model, not a curated record. The transcript is spliced from 10 exons. Bases 1 to 1584 code for a protein of 527 amino acids. Gene Ontology annotation, cellular component: cytosol. Gene Ontology annotation, biological process: fructose metabolic process; fructose 2,6-bisphosphate metabolic process. Gene Ontology annotation, molecular function: 6-phosphofructo-2-kinase activity; fructose-2,6-bisphosphate 2-phosphatase activity; ATP binding.